Plasmopara halstedii is the source of this 1548-nucleotide messenger RNA. Its product is annotated as aldehyde dehydrogenase. The transcript has a single exon. The record is from RefSeq and is a predicted model, not a curated record. The coding region runs from base 1 to 1548 and encodes 515 amino acids. Lineage: Eukaryota; Oomycota; Peronosporomycetes; Peronosporales; Peronosporaceae. Gene Ontology annotation, cellular component: cytoplasm. Gene Ontology annotation, biological process: aldehyde metabolic process. Gene Ontology annotation, molecular function: aldehyde dehydrogenase (NAD+) activity.
AUGGUUGACACCUCCUUGUCCGUCCCCCCUACGACUAUCGACGCCAUCGCUGCAUCUGUUAAAGCCCUCUCCACUUCCUUUCAUAGCGGCGCCACACGCGAUGUGAAGACUCGUUUAAAGCAACUCAAGCAGCUGCGACGUAUGGUGAAUGAGAACGUGCAAGAGUUGCAGGAUGCACUAUACCAAGACCUACGCAAGCCACCAGCGGAGACACUUAUCGCCGAGCUGGCACCCGUCCGAGGUGAGAUUUCGCUUCAUGAGGAGGAACUAGAGAACUGGGCAGCACCCGAGCGUGUUUGGACCAAUGUAGCCAAUUUUCCUGGCCACUCUUGUAUCCUGCGCGAGCCUCUCGGUGUCAUAUGUGUGAUCUCAACGUGGAAUUGCCCCAUACAACUCUCGCUCAUGCCACUAGUUGGUGCACUCAGUGCCGGCAAUUGUGUACUAUUGAGAUUACCACCCGAUGACACAUGUGUGCAUACUUCCAAGCUAUUAUUUAAACUUGUUUUAAAGUAUAUGGACUCACGCUUCGUACGCGCGGUUCAUGGUGGCAUAUUGGUCACGCAAGUUACACUUCAGCAGAAGUUUGACCUGAUAUUUUGCACAGGUGCUGCGACGACAGGCAAAAUCGUGGCGACUGCUGCGGCUACGACACUGACGCCCACUAUCCUAGUGCUCGGCGGUAAGUCUCCCACUAUCGUGGACGAGACGUGUGAUAUUGUCGUAGCAGCACGACGCAUUACAUGGGCAGCAUUUAUGAAUGCCGGACAAAUGUUUCUUCGUCCAGACUAUAUCCUUGUGAGUGCUAAGGUUGGCGAUUUACUAAUUUCUGCAUUAUGUAAGGAAAUCACGGCAUUCUUUGGCGAUGAUCCACAAAAAAGUGCAUCAUUUGGGCGGCUUUUAACACAAAAGUGCUUUGAUCGUGUCGCUACGAUCUUAAAGCAGGAUGCAAAGUACGUUGUUAUAGGAAACGAGAAAGACCGAGAAGAUUGUUUUGUGGCACCAACUGUACUGAAUUUCAAAAAGGAUUUAAAUGCCUUUGCGUCUAGUGGGGUUAUGCGUGAGGAAGUGUUUGGUCCUAUCCUGCCUGUGGUUUACUAUGAUACACUGGAUGAGGUAGUUGCUUUUGUCAAAGAAAGAGAAAGAUCGCUUGCACUCUACUUGUACUCGUUGGAUCGCAAAACCCGUGCUCGUUUCUUGACCGAAACGUGUUCUGGUAGUGUCUGUGUAAAUGAUAGUAUGGUACAAUCAUCGAAUUUAAAUCUACCGUUUGGUGGAGUUGGAGCGUCGGGUAUAGGCUCCUACCACGGCAAAUACUCUUUUGAUGCUUUCUCGCACAAAAAGAGCGUUUUGACCAAGUACACGAUGAUGGAUUUACCUCAUCGGUAUAUGCCGUACAACAAGUCUAAAACGAAAAUGAUGUUGCUGCUGCUGAAGCCAUUGCCUAGCACGCUCAUUGCAAUCGUGGCGUACGCCUUCAUCUCGUUGGGCUUCGUCAUCAUGGGAUUGGGAUUGCAAUAUUUUCGGGGUCAGGCUAUCAUCGACGAGUAA